Molecule: messenger RNA, 1490 nt
Organism: Frieseomelitta varia
Lineage: Eukaryota; Metazoa; Arthropoda; Insecta; Hymenoptera; Apidae
Product: enoyl-CoA delta isomerase 3, peroxisomal
Exons: 6
Coding region: 642-1418 (258 amino acids)
Source: RefSeq, a predicted model, not a curated record
UUGUUUAAUGACGCUAGACAAAGAAAGCAACAGUGUGCGAGAAGGACAUCCUUCGAUCUAUUGAAAAAAAAUUCAACUUUCGUUUAUGUUAGUAGUAGUGCCGGUGGUGUGCGCAUAAUUUCUCAGAAACUAUAGUGAAUAUUUGAUUCAGAUUUAUUUGCGGAAUUGAUAGCAUUAUCUUUGAAAUAUAUGCUUGUGGAGUGCAAGUUUGUGGCGUGAAAAAUUAAAAUUAAUUAUUACAGCAUCUAACAAAAAGUUUGUUGAGAAGAACAAAAGUUGAACGGUACAGGGUGUACAGUAGGUCUCAAUAAAAAAAAAUUUCGAAAACUGUUUUCAUAGCUAAAUCAAAGUCACUUUGGGUUAAACAAAUAGGAACACAAUUUUUUUCCACCUUAUUGUAGAGAACAUCGAUACAAAUUCAAAACUCAUAUCGUUCGUCGUGUUGCAGAUAAUAUUCUGUAUAUAUAGGAAGACAUGCAAAUAAAAGAUAAAUCACUUGUUUUAUGAUUCAUGAGUCAUGAGCUAUGUAGAAAUACAUAUAUAUAUGUCAACUCUAGUUUUUUCAGAUAUAAAGUCAGAUUUAAAGUAAAUUGCAAAUUUGCAACGGUGUGCAUUUAAAAAUUUAAAUAGUUUGAUACGUAAUGAAUAAUGAAAAUUCAUCCGAUAUUUUGUGUUCGAUAGAUAACGGAAUGUUAAAAAUUAUGUUAAAUCGACCAAAAAAUAAAAAUGCCAUUACUAUUGCUAUGUUCAAAGAUUUAAUACGAAUUUUACACAAUUCUAUUCAAGAUAGUACAAUAUAUGUAGUAACUUUAACUGGUACAGGAAUCUUUUUUAGUAUUGGAAAUGAUUUUAAAUAUCUAAUGAAUCAAAAUGAUAGUGCUUUCAAUAUUGAAAGUACAAUUAAUAUCUAUAAAGAAUUUAUAGAUACAUUAAUUACAUAUCCUAAGCUUUUAAUAGCUGUUGUAAAUGGUCCCGCAAUUGGAAUUGCAGUAACAAUGCUUGCAUUAUUUGAUCUGAUAUAUGCAUCAAAUACCACUUACUUUCAAACACCAUUUUCAAAAUUAGGACUUGUUGCAGAAGGAUGUUCUACAUAUACGUUUUCUAAUAUUUUUGGGAAAUCUAAGGCUAGUGACAUGUUGUAUUUAGGACACAAGAUGACUGCACUUGAAGCUAAACAUUAUGGCUUUGUUAAUGAAAUAUAUGAAUAUGAAAAUUUAAACAAAGUUUGGACAUAUUUGCAAAAAUUAACAGAACUUUCAUCAGAAUCUAUAUUGGCAACUAAACGUUUAGUUCAAAGAUGGAAUCAGGACAUUUUAUUGAAAGUUAAUGCAGAAGAAACAGUUGAACUUGUAAAACGUUUACAAUCUCCUGACUUCUUGGAACGGAUUAGUAUUAUUUUAUAUAAAAACAAAUUAUAAAAAUUUAAUUAUAUAUCUUUUAUAAUUAUAUACUUAUUAUUUUUAUGGGAUAUGGAAUAAAUAUUUUUAUUA